CCUGAGUGUCAUUUCAUCUCUGAAGAUGACUGUAGUCUGGAUUCUUGUCUCAUAUCUUUGCAUAAUAUCUCCAGCUCAAAGUUUGGAUCUUUCCCGACCAUCAUUUAUCUCAGUAAAGUCUGGUGAACGUGUCACUCUUAACUGCCCAUUUUACUGGAGUCAAGGUAUAUUAAAUCUUGUCAUUUGGUACAAACAAAUAUUUGGAGAGAUGCCACAAAAAGUGGGAGAAGGAUUACCAUAUAAGGGUGUGAAAAUCAGCCCCGAGUUCAAAACCUCAGGAUAUAAAAUGGAGAAGACUGAUAGCAGCAGUUCUUUGACAAUUUCACAUAUAAAAAAAGAACAUGGAGGACUUUACUACUGUGGACAAUUUAACUGGGGAAAUGUAGCUGUUAAUCUAUCCAGAGGAACUUUCUUGGAUGUAACAGAUGAGAGAGAUAUAAACGUCUCAGUGUUCCAGAGCGGCGUGUCGGACUCGGUUCCUGCAGGAGCGUCAGUGACUCUGCAGUGCUCGGUUCUCUCUGAGAGCAGAUCAGCAGAACUCCAAGUGCUCUGGUUCAGAGCUGCUCCACCACAAUCCCAUCCUCAAAUCAUUUACACUCAUCACAACAGCAGCCAUCAGUGUGAGAGCGGCUCUUCUACACACACCUGUGUGUACAACUUCUCCAAGAACAUCCUCAGCCUCAGUGAUACUGGAACUUACUACUGCGCUGUGUCCGUGUGUGGGAAAAUCAUUUUUGGGAACGGGACACAAGUACAAUUGAAAUCUGUGGAUCCUGCAGUGAUCUGCCUCGCUGUAGCUUUGGUUGUGUGCGUGGUUGUGAUCUCUAUUCAAGCUCUGUUAUUCUGUAAGUGGAGAACCCAUGAACAACACACAAACAAACAAAGCACUGAGAGAAGACCUAAGAAAACAAGCACUCAGGACCGUGACUCUGUGGAGCUGAAUUAUGCUGCCUUACAUUUUAAAGAAAAGAAAACCAAAACAGGGAGAGAAAAAAGAAAACAACCUCAAGACAGUAUGUACUCUGAAGUCAGAUCUCUCGCCACUACCUAGAUUAUUAUGACUUCAUUAUUUAAUUAUUUUUUGGUUUUAUAAUUUUUUUCACUUUUUUUUUUAAGUCUGUUCAGGAAUAAAGUUUAAACUGGUGGUUUGCUCAUCUCAUUUUGAUUUAACUGACCUAAAAACGUAUUGU
Molecule: messenger RNA, 1190 nt
Organism: Ictalurus punctatus (channel catfish)
Lineage: Eukaryota; Metazoa; Chordata; Actinopteri; Siluriformes; Ictaluridae
Exons: 6
Coding region: 26-1051 (341 amino acids)
Biological process (GO): response to bacterium
Source: RefSeq, a predicted model, not a curated record